This is a messenger RNA of Nelumbo nucifera (sacred lotus), 393 nucleotides long. NCBI's taxonomy places the organism in Eukaryota, Viridiplantae, Streptophyta, Magnoliopsida, Proteales, Nelumbonaceae. The record is from RefSeq and is a predicted model, not a curated record.
AUGUAUAUGGAAGAGUUCAACAACACCAUGCUCACCAAUGUGCCAGGGAUGGCAUCGAUGAUUAAGCACGCAGGUCGGGCUAUGGUGGAGAGAAAGAUAUGCGGCUCGAUUGUCUACACUGAAACUGUGGUAGUGGCCUUGGGUGGCUCUGCUCCUCGUACAUACACCACUUCUAAGCACGCAUUGGUGGGGCUGGUCCAGUUAGCCUGUAGUGAGCUGGGGGCUCAUGGCAUUAGGGUCAACUGCAUCUCCCCUUUUGGAGUCACUACCCCAUUGGCCUGCAACUUGAAGGGCACUGUGUUAAAGCCCGCCCAUAUAGCAGAGGCUGCUCUGUUUCUUGCUUCAGAUGAAGUAGAUGGAGGAUUCACAGAAAAUUUGGAUUUGGGGAGUUAG